Messenger RNA from Hipposideros armiger (great roundleaf bat), 1531 nucleotides. RefSeq names its product phospholipase A2 group XIIA (gene PLA2G12A). NCBI's taxonomy places the organism in Eukaryota, Metazoa, Chordata, Mammalia, Chiroptera, Hipposideridae. Gene Ontology annotation, biological process: lipid catabolic process. The record is from RefSeq and is a predicted model, not a curated record. Gene Ontology annotation, molecular function: A2-type glycerophospholipase activity; calcium ion binding. The transcript has 3 exons. The coding region runs from base 97 to 606 and encodes 169 amino acids. Gene Ontology annotation, cellular component: extracellular region.
CCAAGGCGUGUGCGGCUGACUAGGGCGCCCCGGGGGCUCCGUGGGAGCGCGCCCGUCGCGCGGCUCCGGGAAUCAGUGGGGCCGGGCGCUGAGCGGAUGGCCCUGCUCCCGCGGCCGGUGAUCGCUCUCCUCCUCCUCGUCCUGACCGGCGAGCUCAGGUGCCAGGAGCAGGACCAGCCUACCGACUGGAGGGCCACCCUGAAGACCAUCCGGAAUGGCGUUCACAAGAUCGACACGUACCUGAACGCCGCCUUGGACCUCCUGGGAGGCGAGGACGGGCUCUGCCAGUAUAAGUGCAGUGACGGAUCUAAACCUUUCCCACGUUAUGGUUAUAAGCCCUCCCCGCCGAAUGGAUGUGGCUCUCCACUAUUUGGUGUUCAUGUAAAUAUGAUUUUUUUAUUUGAUAAGUUAUUUGAUUGUGUAUUAUGUGUGAAGAAAGCGAUGCUUUGCAGCUGCCCCACAGUAAUGGCACUUUCUUACUUUGCAGCAUGUGAAACAACAGUGGAGCUCCUGUUUGACAGUGUUAUACACUUAGGCUGUAAACCAUACCUGGAUAGCCAGCGAGCCGCCUGCAGGUGUCGCUACGAAGAAAAAACGGAUCUUUAAAGAAGAUGCAGACAGGUGGUGACAGCAGAUGAGGAUGGAAGAACAUAACCUUUGGCAAAGAGCUAAUGUUUUUACAACAUGAAGCUGCCUGAUUUCUGUGAAAGGAUUAUUCUAAGACCUUAUUUUGACAUUAAAACUUCAAAGUACAGAACAAGUGGGGAAGUUUAUGUUUCUGGACGUUACUGCCUUAGUGUGCCAGAUUGUCUUGACCAAUGUCAGAGAGAGGUGCAUUUUGUUAAGGGGAAAUUUUUUUUGAAGAGUCUGUAACUUCGUUUUCACAAACAUUAUUUAUAAAAGAAAUGAAGUCAAAUGUAAAAUUCAUUAUAAGGUAUGUUCAAUAUAUCUUAUUUGGAAAUAUGGGAAGAUCUUCACUCAGAAGUAUAUUUGUUUACUAUAAAAUUUUAAAUACACAUUUAUGCCUGGAAGAAUCUGACUUUAUUUUUUCUCUAUUUUAAUGAACACAUAAUAAGCUGUUUUUCUGUAGCCCACUGAGCAUAUGAAUAAGUCACACUUCUAUUAAUGGCGGAACUAGUUACAAGGACGAGGUUUCCAUGUCUGUUCUGUUGUAAAAUUUGAACCAUCAUCUGGUAACCUCUUAGGGAACAAAACCAGGAUAUCUAGGUAUUAUGCAAUAUUCCUAGAAUGUGACAUAAAUAAAAUUCAGAAGCACAGCCACUCCCAUUUUAUGAACCACUCACAUGACAAAUAUCAUAGUGUGCUAUAACCUUUGCCUAAACUGGAGAAAAGAUGGGAUUAACAAGACAAAUGCAAAGUUGUUUAACAUAAACAUCAGAGCAUUAUAUGCUGUGAUGCUUUGUUGUUUAUUCCUAGUACUUGCUCCUCAUAGUAGAUUCUGGGAUAUUUUUAAAAGACUGUAAACCUUUACUAAUAGGAGUCUUAAUAAAAACUGUUAGUGAUACUGUUA